AUGAGUAAUUUUACAACAUUUCGUUAAGAAUCCACUGUUUAGGAAAGAAAGUAAGUUACUCUUCCUUAGACUCAAUAUACCACAACCUACUUGAAAUCAGAGAGACCUGAUGCUUAUUAAUUUUGGCAUAAAAAAGGCAAACAAAAUUCGUACUAAAGCAAAGUGCUAUCUACACAUUAUCAAAUGUAAACAGCAUUCAAUCCUGGACAAUCAAUAUAACUUGGAGGUUGUGGAUCGAACAUAUAGUGCGGAUCAAAUGCUUAAUCUUGCUGUCCACCCUAAUAAUAGGCAGUAGUGAGAUUGGGAGUUGUGUCCAGAGAAGAAAUUGAGGCUCCAUGGAGAGAUGAAGUGUUGUAUUUAUAAAAAUUGAUUGCCGAAUUGGAAAAGAAAAAGACUGUAGAAGUUGUUAAGUAAAUGGACAAUACAAGAGUUCAUGAAUUGGAAGAUGAAAAUGAAAGGUUGAGAUUAUUGAUUCAGCAAACUCAAAGCGAAACAGUGACAUAAAGAAUUACUGAAGUCAACAAUGAAGCAGAAGUAUGGAAGAGAAAGUUUUAAGAAAUAAAUCAUGAUUACAAUGAAACUCAAGAGAAAUUAAUGAAUGCAGAAAUAGAAUUAGAGGCAUUGAAGAAACAGAAGAUUGUGACUUCAUCAACAACAGUCACCAAAUCAGUUGUGAAAACAUCGGGUUCAACUGUGAGAUAGUCUGUUUCAGGGAUAAAGCCACCUGUCUGAUGAAAGAAAACAUAAUAAUAAUAUUAGCAAUUAAUUUAAAAAAUUAGUAAAAUUAUUAUAA
Messenger RNA from Paramecium tetraurelia, 793 nucleotides. RefSeq lists its product as uncharacterized. The transcript is spliced from 4 exons. The record is from RefSeq and is a predicted model, not a curated record. Lineage: Eukaryota; Ciliophora; Oligohymenophorea; Peniculida; Parameciidae.